Molecule: messenger RNA, 3953 nt
Organism: Lucilia cuprina (Australian sheep blowfly)
Lineage: Eukaryota; Metazoa; Arthropoda; Insecta; Diptera; Calliphoridae
Gene: Ctf4
Product: WD repeat and HMG-box DNA-binding protein 1
Exons: 1
Coding region: 179-2932 (917 amino acids)
Biological process (GO): DNA-templated DNA replication; DNA repair; mitotic cell cycle
Cellular component (GO): nuclear replication fork
Molecular function (GO): protein binding; chromatin binding
Source: RefSeq, a predicted model, not a curated record
UUAUUUUUUUAUAAGAAAAUAUGGCAAAUUGUUUAAAUAUAAUCUAAUGGCAACACUAAUUGAGGGUGAUGUAAAAUGUCAAAACUGAGCGCCAAAAUUGUUUACACUACAAUAAUAGUUGCAAAAACAAGCAAUUUAUUAAGCUCUUAAAAAUUGUAUUAAAUAAUUAUUGAUUGAAAUGUACGAGCGUAGUUCUUUGCGUUAUGCUCAUACUACGGGCUUCACUAGUUUAAUAUAUACGGAUAAUGGAGAAUAUAUUUUGACAUGUGGUUCAGAUGGCGAUGUUCGCAAAUGGCGAGGUAUAGAUGAUGAUGACCCCUCGUCCAACUGUUUAGGAGAAUACAUAAUUUGUUUGGCCCAAAAAGGGAACAAGUUAUUGGCGUCUACAGAUCGUAAUACAGUGCAGGCAUACACUUUCCCAGAUAUGGACCUCGACGGAACAUUAAUGCGUUUUACAGCGCCUGUUGUAUCUAUUAAGGUGAGGGAUGAUUGCGUAGUUGCUGGUUCUGAAGAUACAAAAAUAAAAGUAAAAAAUGGAGAGUUAGAGCCAAUUGAAUUAGAAGGACACAAAGGUCCAGUGCUGUCGUUGGAUAUACAUCCGAGUCUCAAUUUUUUGGCAUCAGUUGGUGGCGAGGGCAAUCUAAAAAUCUGGAGUCUAAAAGAAGGCAAAGAAAUUAAAACAGUUACAGGAUUAACUAAAAGCAACAGCUUUGAGAAUGCAACAUGUUUUGGAAGUCCUUGUUUUGAGCCAAGCAAUGGAAACAGUCUUGCCUAUGUUAAUGGCAAAAAAAUUCUUGUCCUAAGUACUUCAACGUGGGAAAUGCAAUUCUCCCUCACAGACGAUAAAAUUAAAGGAGAGUACACAUGUUGUCAAUUUUCUAAGGAUGGAUUAUUCUUAGCAGCCGCCACCGAUAAGGGGGAGAUUUCUGUUUUUGAUUUUAACAGCAGACAGGCUAAAAAAUGUGAAGCGCCGUCUAAUGAAUGUCAAAGUAUAACAUGCUUAGCUUGGAAUAGUAAAAAUAAUGGUGAAAUAGCUUAUUGUGACGCUUCAGGUCAGUUAGGUGUAUUGUUUUCUGCAAACGAUGCUCUUGAAGAUGACGCCAUGGAGGAAGACACUGGAAAUGGCGAUAAUGUUUUUGGUGAAAUAGAAUUCGCUGAAGAUGAUUCUAAAAGUGUUGAUAAGAGGGUGCUGGGUAUUGGGGAUGAUGCCAACGACUACGGCGAUGAUGAUGAUGAUGCAGUAUCAAUUGAAAAAUUAAAAAGUAAAAUUAUGUCUUACGGAAAUGGUGAUGUUCAAUGUGAUGAAGGAACCAGGGAUUCUAUUGAAAGAGGUCGUUCAGAAAGUCCAUCAAUUUCAGGAGCUGCUUACAUCAAAACAUUUAAACAGCAAUUACCCUUUCAGCCCAGUUCAACUCCCACCCACUUAGAACAUCGUUAUUUAGUGUGGAACAACAUUGGUAUAGUAACGUUGCACGCUGAUGGGUCGGAUGGAGCUAUAGAUGUUGAAUUUCACGAUGCUAGUGUACACCACUCGUUGCAUAUUCCAAAUUAUAAUAAUCAUAGUAUGGCAAGUUUAAGCUCCUCAGUUUUGGCCAUGGCAUCAGAGAGUUCGUCAAAAAUUGUUUGCAUAGCAUUAUCUGCUUCAGGAAAUAGAGAAUGGUCCCUGCAAUUACCAGAUUGUGAAAGUGUCGAAGCUAUAUGUGCAACAUCGAAAAUGGUAGCUACAGUCUCAAAUUUGCAAUUUCUUAGAAUUUUUACGGUGAUGGGAACACAAAGGGAAAUAAUUUCGGUACCAGGUCCGGUGAUAUGCAUGGCUGGUUAUGAAGAUAGAAUUUUAGUUUGCUACCACAGUGCCCCAUCGAGCGUAAAACAACAAAACAUACAGGGCAUGUUACUGCAGACAUCAGGCUUUAAAAUAAAGUGCCAAAAUAUAACAAUACCUCUUACGCCGGAAAGACAAUUGGUUUGGCUGGGAUUUUCUGAUUGUGGUUCCCCUGUUUUCUAUGACUCUAUGGGAUUGGUUCAGUUGUUUAAUCUGAAAUCGAAUUGUUGGUACCCAGUUUGCGAUACCAUGAAACAAUCCUCAAGCGUAUCGAAUAAUUAUUUUAUUAUUUCUCUUUCGGAAAGAUCACAAAUUCUUCAAGCCGUUCUUUGUCGAGGAACUUCAUAUCCUAUGACCACUCCGCGCCCAAUGGUGCAAGAGUUACAAUUGCAAUUGCCACUUUGUGAUAUAGAAAGUGAAAAAUCGUCCCUGGAAGAUUCCCUAUUACGCGCAACUAUAAUGUCAAUGGACAACGCAGAAAAAACAGUUAAAGAGACUGCCAUAAAAUUAUUUGCUUUGGCCUGUCGUAGUGAAAUAGAGGUAAGAGCGAAAGAACUUAUUGAAACCAUUGCUUGUACAGAUCUGCUAAUGCUGGCUGUAAAGUAUGCAACAAAACUGGGGAGGAUCCAUUUAUCAGAUAAACUUUCUGAUUUGCUGCCACAAAUUGAAGAAGAGCAACAAACAAGGGAACACGAAGAGCUCUUAGUUGAGCAAUCUCUACCAGCAUCACCCCUCAUUUUGUUAAAGGCCUAUCAAAAUGGUUCAUCUUCGAAUUCAAAAAAGUUAGCACCCAAGACAAUGGAUUUGGGUUCAGCAAAAAAAACGACUUUAAAAAGGUUUUCAUACAACAGUAAUUCCCCUUCAAUAUCUUUGUUCAAAAAAUCUACACACGAACAAAUUUUACCAUCGUCUUCAGAAACAUCUCAGGAAAAUAUCAGUAAUUCCGAAUUAGAUUCUCAAUUAUCAAAAAGCUCAUCGAAGGUUGAUGAAUCCAUUAUUACACGGACACCUUUAAAUUCAGUAAAUCCAUUUGCAUCUAAGCGCAAACUUUCAGACGUUGAUAAAACUAUAUUAAUGGGUUCUGAAAAAUUGAAAAUUGCUAAAAAAUAAAAAUUCUGUAUUCUAAGAUUUAUUUUUAAAAUUGUGUAUUUUAAAAUAAAACACAUUAUUUCAUAUGUAUGUAUUUGUUUUAAAAGUAUUGCCCUUUUACACUUUAACUAAAAAAGAAUAACAUUUGACCUAAGCUGGUUUAAUCAGCCUUCAAUUGGAUUUAUGGUUUAAGCAUUUUUUGCUAAAUUACAAGCAUUUAGAAUACUAUAAAGCUACACUUUAUUUAACUCUUUUUUGGAAGAUUCUAACGAUUAAAACAGUAAUUAAUAUUGUUUGUUUGUUUGUUCUUUAAGUUACUUAGUUUCGAAAACUAAGAUUUAUUUGGCCAGUAAUUAAAAUUAUACAACGCCAUCACCAAUUCUAGCUAGAAAAAACUAGCUCAUAUGUUCCAAUUAAAAACUUGGGUUAAGUUAACACGAUUGCACAUGGCCAAUUAUGCACCUCAAGAAAAACUGUAACUCGGUACAGUUAUCUGACGUCACACAUUAGCCAAUGCUGUUUGAAACGUAAAACUCUCGAAGGCAGAGCAAAAAGGACGGCCUGAUUACCCUUAAGCGAUAAUGGCAACGACGCACGACGGUCUUCCUCCACCCAGAGCUGAAUUACGAAUCAGUAAUUAAUAUUGUUUACUACCACAUUAGAUGUAUGUAAGGCUAUGAUAGUACCACAGCAUGUCUAUUUAUAUACGCGAAUCAGCUGUUGGACAAAACAUACACAUGCGGAUACAAAAAUAGUUACAUACGUAUUCCGCUCGAGUAUAAGAAAUAUGGAUUGAGAAAUACUUUUGGCAGGCAUAUACAUUGUUUUGUGAAUUGAUUAGUAGUGAACUAUUCCAAAAAAUAUCUCAUGUAUUAUUUCCAUUGUUCAAUAAACACAAUUUAUUAAUUAUAUGUGUUAUAAAUAAAUAUAUUAAAUACAUACAUCCCUAUUUUUUUAAACACAUAUGUCUGUAUGUCUUACUCCAUAUGUAUUCUAAAAUAUUAGGCAGGCCCAAAAACAAAUUUAUCUUAAACUAAGGUAU